AUGACAGACAUUUCUUUGCUAUACUUGAUCUUAGGCUUGAUUCUAGCCUCUGGGCUACUGAAAAUAGCUACUUUUGUCUAUGGUUAUUUCUUUUCUCCGCUCAAGUCUAUCCCUGGCCCGUUUCUUGCUCGCUUCACCGAUGCAUGGUACCUCUGGCGCCUCUACAAAGGUAACUUUGAAAGAGACAAUGUGGCUUUGCACAGAGAAUAUGCAAUAAAAGCCAUAUACGGGCUGGAAAAGGCUUUUCCCAAGUCAUCAUGGUAUGAUGCCUGGGUGGCUCCCGGGGAAGUGAGCCUUUUCGCAGAUCGAGAUACCAAACGGCACGCAUAUCAUCGACGACUUUUCCAAAACAACUAUUCCAUGUCGUCUCUCAUCUCGUACGAACCUUACGUCGAUGAAUGUGCAGACCUCUUCGUCCAACGUCUAUCAGAGAUUUCCCAAACGGGAUUGCCUCUGGAUAUGGGCCAUUGGCUUCAGUGCUAUGCAUUUGACGUUAUCGGACUUAUUACAUACGGUAAACGGCUAGGCUUCCUUGACAGCGGAAAGGACAUUGGUGGCGUCAUGGAAGCUCUUGAAGCAUUUCUUUCCUAUGCCGCACCGAACUAUUUUGCUGGGUCUAGUGGUACAGGUCGCGCAUAUGUAAUUUCCUUUACGCGUAGCCGGGUGGCCGAGAGCAUGAAAACCCCUACGGCGGUCCCGGCGGAGAAGAAAACUACUUCGGCAGAGCCUUUUCUUCUCAAGUUCCUGGAGAAGCAUGAGCAGAGUCCUGACAAAUUUACGUCCACUAAUGUCACUAUGGGAUGCGUUGCCAAUAUGGUUGCUGGUUCUGACACAACUGGUAUUACGCUGUCUGCCAUCCUGUAUUAUCUGCUGAAACAUCCUCCCUGCCUCGCUGCACUGCAGCAAGAGAUCGAUUUCUACUAUAGCGAGGGCAAACUGUCUGGGAAACCGACGUUCCAAGAGACUCAGCAAAUGCCAUACUUGCAAGCAGUCAUUAAGGAGACACUGAGGCUCCAUCCUGCUACAGGACUGCCCCUGGAGCGCGUUGUGCCCAAGGGAGGGGCCACUAUCAGUGGACAUUUCUUUCCUGAAGGCUCAAUUAUCGGAAUCAACACCUGGGUUCAACAUCGCAACCAGUCUAUCUACGGCCUUGAUGCAGAUAUUUACAGGCCAGAACGAUGGCUCACCACCGAUGAGGAACAACUUUCAGUCAUGAACCGUCACUGGAUACCUUUUGGUCUUGGGUCUCGAACAUGCUUGGGCAGACACAUCUCCAUGUUAGAGAUCUCCAAGCUGAUUCCUAAGAUUGUCCGGGAAUUCAAUUAUGAGCUUGAUGGAGAUUUAGCACAAAUGGGGACCAACUGGUCCACGUUUAACUUUUGGUUUGUAAAGCCAAAGGGCUUUCAGGUCAGGAUUUCUCCAAGACAUAGUUCAUAA
This is a messenger RNA of Fusarium fujikuroi IMI 58289, 1437 nucleotides long. RefSeq names its product related to pisatin demethylase cytochrome P450. The record is from RefSeq and is a predicted model, not a curated record. The transcript has 5 exons. Gene Ontology annotation, molecular function: iron ion binding; heme binding; monooxygenase activity. Bases 1 to 1437 code for a protein of 478 amino acids. NCBI's taxonomy places the organism in Eukaryota, Fungi, Ascomycota, Sordariomycetes, Hypocreales, Nectriaceae.